This is a messenger RNA of Seminavis robusta, 1089 nucleotides long. Lineage: Eukaryota; Bacillariophyta; Bacillariophyceae; Naviculales; Naviculaceae. The record is from the annotation of a GenBank genome assembly.
AUGGAGAAUGAUACGUCCAGUGAGAAUGAUAGUGAGAAUGACUCUCCGGCCAAGAAACCCCGAAAAUUAAAUAAUCAACCCGUAUGUUCCAAUCUAUCAUCACGACGGCACUCUGCCUUUGACGUGAUUACGUUGCGACGCCAAGGUCGUAUGAACCGAGUCUAUCGCAUCCACACACCUCCUCAGUACAACUCGAAUCGACCUCACAAGGUGGCGCUGGCAUUUCACGGUUGGGGUGAAACGUCCUUGAGUUACACCGACCCCGAUUGGUUGCAAGCGGCCGACGAUAACAAUUACAUUCUCGUCAUGCCCGAAGGAAUCCAACAAAGUUGGCGAUUCCCCGGUAGCGCUGAUGGCGUGGGGCGCGAUGGAGAGUCGAUUACGAUCUGUGACUUUCGCAGCAACGGCCCCGACUAUUGCUACGACGGAUGUGCCUGUCGCACACGCUGUGGAUGGACUCAAUGCGUCGACGACGAUGUUCAAUUCGUCGCGGACUUGUUGGAUGACUUGUCACGACACAUUUGUGUCGAUACAACGCGCAUUUACUCGACGGGAAUUUCCAACGGUGCCAUGCUCACGUGGACAUUGGGACAAGAUGCCCGCACAGCACCGCGACUAGCAGGUCUCGCACCCAUGAUUGGGACGCCGCAUCCCGAUUACGCUGUGGGCAAGGCUACUUCCGGUCGAUUGCCGGUGAUUGGGAUUUACGGCAAACGGGAUGACGUGGUGCCUCCGGGUGGUUAUCAAGAAAGUCAAGUGGAAGAUACGGCGGGGUAUUAUUGGAUUCCACCGCAUCGAUUGCACUCCCGGUGGGCAGCCGAUCAUGGAUGUCCCGUUCGUAGUGCCAAUGGGCGAGCUCCGAUUUCGUACGGAACGGGGAGUACCAAUCUGCAAGGCUUUACCGUCUCGUGCCGGUCGCAUUGUCCCAAUGGAGAGAAUCAAGUCCCGUACUCGGUCGACUGUCGAGCCGAUAUGGGGCAUGAAACGCCCGUGUGGAUGAUGCAUGUGGCAUUGCGAUUCUUUGAACAGCAUUUCAUUCAGCAACAAAGGCAACAGCAACGAAACAGAAAUGGUAACUUGUUUGACUAA